Caenorhabditis remanei is the source of this 1851-nucleotide messenger RNA. RefSeq lists its product as uncharacterized. The coding region runs from base 1 to 1851 and encodes 616 amino acids. The transcript has 6 exons. The record is from RefSeq and is a predicted model, not a curated record. NCBI's taxonomy places the organism in Eukaryota, Metazoa, Nematoda, Chromadorea, Rhabditida, Rhabditidae.
AUGCGGUCAUCCGGGAUGGUCAGUUCUACUAUUUUACUGUUUCUAAUUGCUGGAAGUGUCAUUUUGUCUAGUGCUAGAACUGUUUCUGGCAGAGGAUGCACUCAUUCAAUGCAGUGUGGAAGAGGUUACUUUUGUCAGGAAGGCGCCUGCAGAAAGGAUUCAUGUUCCAAUGAUUUACAAUGUGAAAAGGGUGAAGAAUGCCGUCCUGGAAAUGUGAACGGGCGUCAGAAGUCGGGAUGUUUCUUAUCAUUGGUCCCUAAAUCUGCUCUCGGUGGAACUUCUGAAGACUUCUGUCCAGGGGGCGGAGCUCUAGUCUUGUCUCCAACUGGUACAUUAACAAUCUGUGAUUUGACAGAAGAUUGUCCAUCAACUCAUGUCUGUAAUCCAGUUCAUGGUGUUUGUUGCACUAAACUCCCAACCUGCCCGAAAACUAAGAAAACAAUGGUUAAUUUCAUAACCGGUAAACCCAUCAUGUGUCAAUUCAAACAAGGACGUGUGAUGCCUUGUCCAGAGAAUGGUUUCUGUGAGACCACAACUGGUUUCUGUUGUGUUCCUGGAGCCGUUGAGGAGAUUGCCACUCCUCCUCCAAGACCAAUUGAAAACGAAAGACCAUGGAGAGGACAACAAUGUUCUCCCUCGACUGGAUGUUCUGGUGGAGCUGCUUGCAUCUGUGGAGCCCGUGGAAACUGUAUGUGCGAGUGUGCUACAGACUUCGGGUAUACGUUGGCAUCUGAUGGAAAGACAUGCCAAAGAGUGAGACGUCGUUUGAAGGAGAAGUGUAAGACUGAUAUGGAGUGCUCUGCUGCGUUCUCUGAAUGUUCAUCUGGUGGAUGCAGAUGCAAGAGAGGAUUCAAGAGAAAUGGUGAUGGAGGAUGUGAACCCCUUGAAUACCGUUGUGUCAACAAAGCUGCUCCAUUGAAACGUGAUGAGAAAUUGGUCACAUGUUCUCUUAAAAAUUCGUUGCUAUCAAGUGUUGCCUCGAGUUUCAGAAGUCUCAAAAAAUCAAGUGGAAACUCGACAGAUAUCAAUGACGAAGAAUUCGAACGACUCAUGAAAGGAAUCGAGAACGGAACUCUUUCUGAUUUUGGAAAUGGGCGGGACGAUUGUCCAGACGAACAUUAUUGUGUUCCUGUUUUUGAUGACGCAAGUAAACCGGGAUAUUACAAAGGUUUCUGUUGUCCAUCUCCAUCUGAAAUUCGUCCAACAUGUCCAGUUGGUGAGCCACAUGAGUCCUCAAAUCCACCGGAUUAUGGGUGCAGCAGGUGUCCUGUCGAUUAUUAUUGUCAUCGAGAUGCAGUUGCAACCGAGAAAACAAUUUGUUGCCCAAAGCCUUGUGUGUCUCUCGAAGACAUUUACCACGAAGGCCAGUGUUUUUCGAUGGCGUACUACGGUGACAGCUGUCACAUUUCGUCACAGUGCGUCUACUCAAAGAGUCCAGACACUGCUGAGGAAUAUGCUGAAGUUGCAAAAAUGGAAUGCGUUAGAAGUAUUUGUUCGUGUCCUGCCGGAUUCAGUUUUGCUGAUGGGCAAUGUAAAAGAAUCAUGUGUUCGAUUGGGUUGAGAGGAGAACCAUCUAUUGACAAGUCAGGGCAACUGAUCAGAUGUGAAAGAUCAUCUGAUUGUAGUAUGGGGCAUAUGUGUGAUCCGAAUACUCAUGUCUGUUGCAAAGGAACUAACAGAUGUCCAAAGGACUAUGUCGAAACGGGUGAGCAAUGCACUGACGAUAAUUGUCGUGGAAUCAAUGAAAUCUGUCAUCGUACCAAAAAUGGAAAAGCGAAGAUCUGUUGUACUUAUGAUGAUGUGUCAAUGAUGGCAAUGAGAGAUUCAAUGAACACGACGUCUUCUGUGUAA